Molecule: messenger RNA, 3060 nt
Organism: Suncus etruscus (white-toothed pygmy shrew)
Lineage: Eukaryota; Metazoa; Chordata; Mammalia; Eulipotyphla; Soricidae
Gene: STRBP
Product: spermatid perinuclear RNA binding protein
Exons: 17
Coding region: 161-2179 (672 amino acids)
Cellular component (GO): precatalytic spliceosome
Molecular function (GO): single-stranded RNA binding; double-stranded RNA binding
Source: RefSeq, a predicted model, not a curated record
UCCCAGAGAACAAACCCUUCAGCCCUCUUUGCUAUAUUGACUGAGCUGUCAGCGGACUCAGGCUUAUGAGGAGGUUCUGUCACAGAAGACAGUGUCUAGUCAAGACGACAAGAAAGAGGGGAAAGGAUCGGAAAAAGAAGCUAAAAUACUGUAGAGAACCAUGAGAUCUAUUCGCUCUUUUGCCAAUGAUGAUCGCCAUGUUAUGGUGAAACAUUCAACCAUAUAUCCAUCGCCAGAAGAACUCGAAGCUGUUCAGAAUAUGGUGUCUACUGUUGAAUGUGCUCUUAAACAUGUUUCAGAUUGGUUAGAUGAAACAAAUAAAAGCACAAAAGCAGAGGGCGAGACAGAAGUGAAGAAGGAAGAGGCUGCAGAUACCCAUUCCAAGGAUCAAGGUGGUCGGACAUUGUGUGGUGUGAUGAGGAUUGGCCUGGUUGCAAAAGGCUUACUGAUUAAAGAUGAUAUGGACUUGGAGCUGGUUUUAAUGUGCAAAGACAAACCCACAGAGACCCUUUUAAAUACAGUCAAAGAUAAUCUUCCUAUUCAGAUUCAGAAACUCACGGAAGAGAAAUACCAAGUGGAACAAUGUGUAGAUGAGGCAUCUAUUAUUAUUCGGAAUACGAAAGAGCCCACAUUAACUUUGAAGGUGAUACUUACUUCCCCUCUAAUUAGGGAUGAAUUGGAAAAGAAGGAUGGAGAAAAGGUUGUGAUGAAAGAUCCUCCGGACUUAUUGGACAGGCAGAAAUGCCUGAAUGCCUUGGCGUCUCUUCGACAUGCCAAAUGGUUUCAGGCAAGGGCAAAUGGAUUAAAAUCGUGUGUAAUUGUCCUCCGAAUUCUGCGUGAUUUGUGCAACAGAGUCCCCACAUGGGCACCAUUGAAAGGAUGGCCACUAGAGCUUAUAUGUGAAAAGUCUAUAGGUACUUGUAAUAGACCUUUGGGCGCUGGGGAGGCCUUGAGACGAGUAAUGGAGUGUUUGGCAUCUGGAAUACUACUUCCUGGGGGUCCUGGUCUUCAUGAUCCUUGUGAGCGAGACCCAACAGAUGCGCUGAGCUAUAUGACUGUCCAGCAAAAAGAAGACAUCACCCAUAGUGCACAGCAUGCACUUAGACUAUCUGCGUUUGGCCAGAUUUAUAAAGUGCUGGAAAUGGACCCCCUUCCAUCUAGUAAACCUUUUCAGAAAUAUUCCUGGUCAGUUACAGAUAAAGAUGGUGCUGGGUCUUCAGCUCUGAAGAGACCAUUUGAAGAUGGAUUAACAGAUGACAAAGAUCCCAAUAAAAAGAUGAAACGAAAUUUAAGGAAAAUUUUGGAUAGUAAAGCAAUAGACCUUAUGAAUGCACUAAUGAGACUAAAUCAGAUCAGGCCUGGGCUUCAGUACAAACUCUUAUCCCAGUCUGGCCCUGUCCAUGCCCCAGUCUUCACCAUGUCUGUAGAUGUGGAUGGCACAACAUACGAAGCCUCAGGACCAUCCAAGAAAACAGCGAAGCUUCAUGUAGCAGUUAAGGUGUUGCAGGCAAUGGGAUAUCCAACGGGCUUUGAUGCAGAUAUUGAAUGUAUGAGUUCUGAUGAGAAAUCAGAUAAUGAAGGCAAAAAUGAAACAGUGUCUUCAAAUUCAAGCAAUAAUACUGGAAAUUCUACAACUGAAACCUCCAGUACCUUAGAGGUAAGAACUCAGGGCCCUAUCCUCACAGCAAGUGGCAAAAAUCCUGUGAUGGAGCUCAAUGAAAAAAGGAGAGGACUUAAAUACGAACUCAUCUCAGAGACGGGUGGAAGCCAUGAUAAGCGCUUUGUAAUGGAGGUGGAAGUAGAUGGGCAGAAAUUUAGAGGUGCAGGUCCAAAUAAGAAAGUCGCGAAGGCCAGCGCAGCUUUAGCUGCUCUGGAAAAGCUGUUUUCUGGACCCAAUGCAGCAAAUAAUAAGAAAAAGAAGAUUAUUCCUCAGGCAAAGGGUGUUGUGAAUACAGCUGUGUCUGCAGCAGUCCAGGCUGUCCGGGGCAGAGGAAGAGGAACGCUAACAAGAGGGGCUUUUGUUGGGGCCACAGCAGCUCCUGGCUACAUAGCUCCAGGCUAUGGAACACCAUAUGGCUACAGCACAGCAGCCCCAGCCUAUGGUUUACCCAAGAGAAUGGUUCUGUUACCCGUUAUGAAAUUCCCAACAUAUCCUGUUCCCCACUACUCAUUCUUUUAGCAAAUGACAGAAGCUAAUUCCUAUUGAACAACAAACAUACAGUACAAUACAGAAUGUUAGAGAAAAGCCUUUUUAUUCUGCUUUCUUUGAACACAUACUUGAUCAAAAUUAUUUGUAAAGAACAUCUUUCCUACUUUUUGAUUUUAACAAAUUGCAAAUUUAGUUCUCUAAAACUUGAAAACAAACAAACAAAAAAGAAACUAGUUCUGUGAAACGGUACCUCAUUUCUGGAAAAUACCAGCCCUUCUGUUCUAGGGAAAUAAGUCUAGCAGUUCAAAGUUUAAGUUUUAAGAGGAGUAUCAGAUUAUGUAAAAUUAAAUUUGUGAAGGAUGUAUAGUCUCAAACACUGAUCACAAAUAAACUGCUUUGUUGUAACACAGAGUACUGCCUGGUUCCUGAUGCAGUCACUGAUUUUUAGCUGAUUGAUCUGUAUUUGCCCCAGGGCACUUUAAUUCAAUUUGGGCUGUAGUUAUUUUUUUUAAUACAAUAGACUUUUCAUUUAAACUUUGUAAAUAUUAAAGUGUGUAAUAAAACCAAUAAAAUAUGGGUUUGAAUAUUGUUUUAGCUUAUUUUUUAUAUGUUUGGUAUCAAAUUACAAGGAAUUGAAAACUCAAAAUAAUUUAGCCCUAUAAGCCCAUUUGUAAGCAAACAGCUAAAAACAAAGCAAAGGCAACUGUUAGUUCGAGUCAGUCUACUUUGUAAGCCCUGUGUAGUCUUGAAGUACAAGGGCAGCCCCUGAUAAAGCUGUAUUAGCUGUAUUCUGUUAUUUGAGCAUUGCUUAUUAAAAUGAUGGCACGACCCAGAGAUGGGAAAGGAGGAAUGUGAUUAUUUCAGUUUCCGGAUUUCCAAGUUUAAAAAAAUAAAUUAAUCAGUCAAUCACC